Molecule: messenger RNA, 972 nt
Organism: Aspergillus tanneri
Lineage: Eukaryota; Fungi; Ascomycota; Eurotiomycetes; Eurotiales; Aspergillaceae
Exons: 3
Coding region: 1-972 (323 amino acids)
Molecular function (GO): arylformamidase activity
Source: RefSeq, a predicted model, not a curated record
AUGGCCUCCCCACUGUACGACGUCCCAUUUAAUGAACUCCCCAACCCUCGUCAGGUUUGGGUCGGUGAGCCCGGCAGCGAGGAGGAAGGAAUGGGCAAACUCUCAUUACUUACUCCCGAGCGCGUAGCCGCUGCGGCCGCCCGUGAGAUCAAGACGGGUAAGCGUGUCACGCUGCAGUGGGAUAUGUCCAAGUUGGAAAUAGUCGCGUUGGGGCGAUCAACGGCGCAGCACCAUAUCCUGCCAUUACUGGGCGGCAUGUGUUUUGAUGAUGUGUAUAUUUUUAAUCCUCAGGUCAGCAGUCAAUGGGAUGGUCUGCGGCAUUGCUCGCAGGGGGUUCCGGGACAGGAACAGCGCAUGUUCUACGGUGGAACUACAGCAGCUGAAAUCCAAGAUCGAUCCAAUAACCGGAUUGGGAUGCAAUUUUGGGCCCAAAAAGGAAUCGCAGGCCGCGGUAUUCUGAUUGACUACGCCUCGUACGCUGACAAAAAAGGCAUCAAAUUCAACAGCUUUACUCCGCACGAGGUCAAGCUCUCUGAAAUCCAAGAUAUCAUCAAGGAAUGCAAUAUAACCAUCCAGAAGGGCGACCUUCUGUUCAUGAGAGUAGGCAUCACCCGGGACUGGGACACCAAAAUGUCCAUAUCAGAAAAGACCGACUACGCUAACAAGCCCACGCCCGAGCUGGCCGGUGUGGAACCCACCGUGGACAUGCUGCGCUGGAUCUGGGAUUCGGGCUUUGCGGCUGUCGCGGGCGACAGUAUCGCGUUCGAAGUCUGGCCCCCGCGGAACCCCGAAGUCAUGCUGCAUGAGUAUCUGCUCGCGGGCUGGGGUAUGCCCAUUGGGGAAUUGUUUGAUCUCGAGGCGUUGGCGGAGAUGUGUAAGGAGCUGAACCGGUGGUCGUUCUUCCUUUCCUCGGUGCCUUUGAAUCAAAAGGGAGGCGUGUCUUCUCCUCCUAGUGCGAUGGCAAUAUUCUAG